UACUUUCCCAAAUAAACACGUCAAUAAGUAUAAAUUUUUUUUUUAAAGCGCCGUAAGAUGCAUCCAGGGCAGAUUGAUGUCAAUGAAAUUACGGGCUAUUGGUCAUUUCUUAUGAGCAUCGAUUGGAAGGAUCCGUGGCUUAUCGGAUUAAUAUUGCUGCACGUGCUGACGACGAGUACGGCUCUGCUCACCCGUAACAAUGCAAAUUUCCAAGUUUUUCUCUUUCUCGUGCUCUUGACUGUAGUUUAUUUCUCGGAGAGCAUCAAUGAAUAUGCAGCUCUGAAUUGGAAAACAUUCUCCAAGCAGCAAUAUUUUGAUAGCAACGGCCUGUUUAUCUCGACGGUAUUCUCCAUUCCAAUACUGCUCAACUGCAUGCUACUGAUCGGUACUUGGCUGUACAACUCAACACAAAUGAUGGCCACGUUGAAGACAGCCCAGCUGCGGGAGAAGGUGCGCCAGCGCAAUAGUGCGACAAGAACGCUCAUAAGCACGGAUACUCCUCUGAAGGAGGAUUAGUCAUAGGGAAUUACUCAAUUAUUCAAGCAGGCGAAGCCAUGUAGCGUGUAUUUUGCAUCAGGUGUAUAUUUGUUUGUAUAACAUGCCAAGUUCAAUAUUUUUUUGUCAUAAAGUGUUGUCCCGCCCCCUAAUUGUACUAAUAAAACAGCUAGAGUAGCUAUUUAAAAUCAAAA
Molecule: messenger RNA, 689 nt
Organism: Drosophila grimshawi
Lineage: Eukaryota; Metazoa; Arthropoda; Insecta; Diptera; Drosophilidae
Gene: Tmem18
Product: transmembrane protein 18
Exons: 4
Coding region: 58-516 (152 amino acids)
Cellular component (GO): nuclear membrane
Source: RefSeq, a predicted model, not a curated record